Sparassis crispa is the source of this 315-nucleotide messenger RNA. RefSeq lists its product as hypothetical. The record is from RefSeq and is a predicted model, not a curated record. NCBI's taxonomy places the organism in Eukaryota, Fungi, Basidiomycota, Agaricomycetes, Polyporales, Sparassidaceae. The transcript has 2 exons. Bases 1 to 315 code for a protein of 104 amino acids.
AUGCAGGCAGAUGAAUGCAUACUGUUCUUUGCCAUUCUGGCCCCUCCUACAUUCUCCCCUGCAUCUGCAAGCCAACUGCCUGAGCCCGCCAUACACCUUAUCAAGAUGAGCAAUCUGUCACCCAUGCCACUGACUGAUCAGAUUGCAGGAGUCUUGGAGCUCAUGUUUCGCCAGAAGCUCUAUCUGACCACUCAUGCAGCCCAUUCUGCGCCAUCCAUAGAAGUGCCUCCGUCCAUGCCAUCCGCCCUCCUAUUGGAGUGCAAUGGCAUUGCAGAUGCUCUUGUGAAGGCCAUACGUAAUCCUGGUAGUCAUUAG